Messenger RNA from Parnassius apollo (apollo), 396 nucleotides. Lineage: Eukaryota; Metazoa; Arthropoda; Insecta; Lepidoptera; Papilionidae. The record is from the annotation of a GenBank genome assembly.
AUGUCGAUAAUACGUAGAUCACCCCCAGGAAGUAAAGUUCAUCAAGUGUCGUCGGAGAGUGAUAUUUCAAACAUUGAACCUGAAAAUCCACUGAAUUAUGUUGGGAGGAGACAGAAAAAACCCAGAAAUGAAGAUCAAAGGAAAGGUAUUGAUGAUUCCCUUAAAGAUGAACUAUUAUCCAUGCUCACCAAUUGGAAGAAGGAUCAAGAUCUUACUUUAAAACGUGAACGAAAGGAAAAUUAUAACUAUAUAUUGAGUCUGGAAAAUAGAUUAGAAGACGUGCAAAAAAGGCUUAAGUCCACAGUCAUCGAGUUCCGUAAUUUACCUACUCCAGCACAAAACAUAAAGCAGGAGACACAACAAGACUUAUGUGAUCUGGUUCAAAAAGAUUUGUGA